Messenger RNA from Arvicanthis niloticus (Nile rat), 2041 nucleotides. Its product is annotated as ATP-binding cassette sub-family G member 3-like. Gene Ontology annotation, cellular component: plasma membrane. Gene Ontology annotation, molecular function: ATP binding; efflux transmembrane transporter activity; ABC-type transporter activity. NCBI's taxonomy places the organism in Eukaryota, Metazoa, Chordata, Mammalia, Rodentia, Muridae. The record is from RefSeq and is a predicted model, not a curated record. Gene Ontology annotation, biological process: transmembrane transport.
AGAGCCUCUUGAGCCUUCCUGAAGGUCAGAGCUGCAACUCCUCCUGUACAAGGAGCAGGGCCCCUGCAUUAUCUGACAGAGGAAGGAAGAACAUCUCGAGAUGGCCUCCAAUAACGACCCCACUGUAAUCCCAAUGAUAGAAAGACAUCCUUGUGACCUUGCUGAAACAAACACCAGUGACCCGAAGACACUGACUGGAGAGGCUGUGUUAAGUUUUCACAACAUCAGCUACCGAGAAACAGUGCAGCGUGGCUUUCUACUUCGGAAAAAGACUUCGAUAGAAACACUAUGGAACAUCAAUGGGAUCAUGAAACCUGGCCUCAAUGCCAUUAUGGGACCUCAAGAUGGGAGCAGAUCUUUGUUCUUAGAUGUCUUAGCUGCAAGGAGAGAUCCACGUGGAUUAUCAGGAGAUAUUUUGAUAAAUGGUAAACACCGACCUGCUAAUUUCAAAUGUUCAUCUGGUUAUGUACCACGAAAUGAUGUGGUGUUGGACACAGUGACUGUGAGAGAGAAUUUAGAGUUCUCAGCAGCUCUUCGUCUUCCAAUGACCAUAACAAGAGAUGAAAAAAGAAGACGGAUUAAUGAGGUGCUGGAGCUUCUGCAUCUGGAUAAAGAAGAACAAAAGAGCAAGCCUAGAUCCAAAGAACUCAAGAAAAGGACCAGGAUAGCAAUGGAGCUGGUCACUGAGCAUCCCAUCUUGUUCUUGGAUGAUCCCACCACUGGCUUAGACUUGAAAACUACAACUGAUAUCAUCUCAGUCCUGAGAAGGGUAUCGGAGAAGGGUCGGACAAUCAUCUUCUCCAUCAAUCAGCCUCAGUACUCCAUCUUCAGUGUUUUUGAUAGCCUCACCUUAGUGGCUUCAGGAAAACUCAUGUUUCAUGGACCUGCUCAGGAUGCUUUAGGGUACUUCAAAUCUGGAGGUUACAAGUAUGAGAACCACGACAACCCUGCAGAUUUCUUCCUGGACAUCAUUAAUGGAGGUUUCUCUGCUAUAUUAGGCACAAAAGAAGAUGGCCAUGACGUUGACAAAUAUGAAGAGCUUUGUAAGAGACAAUCUCAAAUCACAAGAAAAUUGGCCAACAUGUAUACCCAGUCCACCUUAUACAGGGAAACAAGAACCAAACUGGAUCAACUCUUGGGGAAACAGAAGCUGGAGAGGGUCUUAGCUGUGGAGACCACAUGUAUCACCCCUUUGUGGCAUCAGCUCGGGUGGAUUAUCUAUCGAUCAUUCAAAAAUCUCAUGGUUCAUCCACAGGACACUGUGAAGCAGGUUGUUAUCACAGUCAUACUGGCGGCAGCUGUAGGCAUCACUUUCCAUGUCAUAAAAGAUGAUUGUGUUGAAGUCCAGAUGAGAGCCAGCCUGCUUUACGUGCUCUCGAUCUUCCAGUGUACCACAAGAGUAUCUAUAGGAGAGCUCUUUAUGCUUGACAGGGCUCGAUUUCUACAUGAGCACACCAGUGGCUACUACAGAGUGUCAUCCUAUUUCUUUGGGAAAUUGCUGGCUGAGCUAAUACCCAGGAGGCUAUUGCCAAGUACUAUAUUUACUCUGAUAACAUGCAUCAUCACAGGAAUAGAAACAAGUAUGAACUGUUUCUUCACUAUGAUAUGUACUGCCAUGAUGCUGGCUUAUGCUGCCAGCUCCCUGUCACUGUCUAUAGGAGCUGGGAAGAAUGCAGAGGCAGUGCCGACACAGCUUGUGACUAUUUACUUUGUGUUCAUGCUGUUUUUUUCAGGUCUGUCACUAUAUUCUGGAAGCUUCCUGCCUACACUCUCAUGGAUUCAGUACUUUAACAUUCUUCAUUAUGGAUUUAAGGCUUUGAUGCACAAUGAAUUCCUGGGACAAAACUUCUGUCCAGAACACAACACAGAAGAAGUCAGUACAUGCCCUGAUUAUGUAAUAUGUACUGGUGAAGAAUUCUUGAUGACCCAGGGCAUUGACCUCUCAUCAUGGGGCUUCUGGGAGAAUUACCUGGCUUUAGUUUACAUAACAAUAAUACUCUUAACAAUUACCUAUGUGCGUCUAUACAGGUUAACAUAUUAG